Molecule: messenger RNA, 1035 nt
Organism: Clonostachys rhizophaga
Lineage: Eukaryota; Fungi; Ascomycota; Sordariomycetes; Hypocreales; Bionectriaceae
Source: the annotation of a GenBank genome assembly
AUGGCAGACCAGGCUGAUCAGGAUCAGUGUAAUGGCGAUGCCGUUGAUGUCGGCUACUUCGGCCUGCGCAUUGCCUCUAUUUUCAUCAUUCUAGUGGCCUCUGGCGUCGGUGCUUUCGCGCCCGUCAUUCUCGCCAGGCAAUCUAAGAUCCCAGUUCCGAAGUUUGCUUUCUUUGUCUGCAAAUACAUUGGUACGGGUGUUAUUAUCGCCACCGCAUGGCUGCAUUUGCUCGACCCUGCCGUUGCGAACCUUAGCGAUGCAUGUCUGGAGCCCAUGUUGGGAGACUACCCUUGGCCGGAGGCCAUCGGGCUCUGGACGGUCCUGCUCAUGUUCUUUUUCGAGAUGUUGGCUUCAAGGUCGCUGGACAGCCACGGCAGCCCAUCUACAGCUCAGAAAGAAUUCGAAUUGGACCCUGCCAUGGACGUCGUUGCUAAAAGCUCAGCCAAGGACAGCUCAAGUGCUGCUGAGAGGGGAGAACAUGAUGGCCCCUUGAAUGAGCCCCACGACCAUCUUGCGCACAGGCACUCCCAUGAGGAGGGAGACUCUCACCCUAACGUCGGAGGUCAGCUUCUUGACAUAUUCAUUCUCGAGUUCGGUGUCCUCUUCCACAGCGUCUUCAUUGGUCUGACUCUCGGCACCACCGACGAUGUCAUCGUCCUCCUUGUCGUUCUUGUCUUCCACCAGAUGUUUGAGGGUCUUGGUCUGGGCUCUAGGCUUGCUGUUGCACCCUGGCCCAAGGACAAGCAGUGGCUGCCCUACCUGCUUGCCUUCUGCUUCUGCCUUUCCACCCCCAUUGGCAUCGCUGCUGGGGUGGGCGCCAAGCCAAACAACGCCAACACCCAGAAGCUCGUCAACGGAAUCUUCGAUUCUAUCUCUGCCGGUAUCCUCAUGUACACGGGUCUGGUCGAACUCCUCGCCCACGAGUUUAUGUUCAACCCUACCAUGCGCAAGGCUUCGCUUAAGGUGCUUUUGUUCGCCUUCGCUUGCAUUGCCUUUGGCAUGGCCAUUAUGGCCGUUCUUGCCAAGUGGGCUUAA